UAUUAGUUCUAGAACCUAGGGUGGGUGAUAAGGGAGAGUCUGCAGAAUUCUCAUUUCAUUUUCAGCGUACCAGCAAAGCAGUAGUGAUAAUGUUCUCUCGGAUAGCCAGAUCAGCUGUGAGUAUUGCUCGCAGCUUCUGCAGCUCUUCCCAGAGCAAUACAAAGGUGACAGUGUUGGGUGCAUCUGGGGGCAUCGGCCAGCCCCUGUCACUGCUGCUUAAGAAGAGUCCACUGGUCAGCCAGCUCUCGCUUUAUGACGUUGUCCACACCCUCGGAGUGGCUGCAGACCUCAGUCACAUUGAGACCAGGGCCCAGGUCACUGGCUACGUCGGCCCUGAACAACUCCCGCAAGCUCUGAAGGGGAGUGAAGUUGUCGUCAUUCCUGCUGGAGUGCCCAGGAAGCCCGGGAUGACACGGGAUGACCUCUUCGGUACCAACGCCUCCAUCGUGGCCACCCUGGCUGAUGCCUGUGCCCGCAACUGCCCUGAAGCUAUGAUUUGUCUAAUCACCAACCCGGUAAACUCCACUGUUCCCAUAGCUUCAGAGAUUCUUAGGAAGCAUGGAGUUUACAACCCUAAGCGGGUCUUUGGUGUGACGACGCUAGACAUCGUCAGGGCUAACACCUUCGUGGCCGAACUCACGGGACUGAAUCCUGCUCAUGUCAACGUCCCUGUAGUUGGUGGCCAUGCGGGCAAGACCAUAAUUCCGGUCUUAUCUCGGUGCACUCCCAAAAUGGAGUUUAGUGCGGAUACUCUCGCUAACCUCACGAGGCGUAUCCAAGACGCAGGCACUGAGGUGGUCAAGGCGAAGGCUGGGGCAGGCUCUGCCACCCUCUCCAUGGCAUAUGCAGGGGCUAGGUUCGCCGUGUCCCUGCUGGAUGCCAUGAAUGGCAAAGAAGGGGUCAUCGAAUGUGCAUUCGUCAGGUCAGAGGAAGGCGAAUGCACAUACUUUUCCACCCCUCUCCUCCUCGGCAGACACGGAGUGGAACGAAACCUGGGCCUUGGCAAGCUCUCCGCCUUGGAGACCAAGCUGGUGGCCGAAGCACUGGAUGAGCUGAAGGCCUCCAUUAAGAAGGGGGAGGACUUUGCGAGGGCGCCAACACAUUAAUGCUGCCUCUUCUGGAUGAAGAAUUACCCUGGCUUUGGAUGUUUGUAAACUCUUUUAAAAGAUACUGUUAACAUUUAAAAUGUACCAAAAAACAUUUAAAAUGUGUUACUGUUUGCCAAAGGGUAAUGCGUAAGAACACAAUGUUCUGCUGGUUCAGUUGCUGAAUUUAGUAGAUUUUUCUGAAUGUGAAAUAUAACGUGAACCAUUAAUACUUUGAAAAUGGACACUGAAAGUUCAGAUAUUUUGUUUGUAAUUAUAAAAGAAAAUAAAACAGGAUGUUUAUAACUUA
This is a messenger RNA of Brienomyrus brachyistius, 1395 nucleotides long. Its product is annotated as malate dehydrogenase, mitochondrial-like. NCBI's taxonomy places the organism in Eukaryota, Metazoa, Chordata, Actinopteri, Osteoglossiformes, Mormyridae. Gene Ontology annotation, cellular component: cytoplasm; mitochondrion. The record is from RefSeq and is a predicted model, not a curated record. The coding region runs from base 90 to 1106 and encodes 338 amino acids. Gene Ontology annotation, molecular function: L-malate dehydrogenase (NAD+) activity. The transcript has a single exon. Gene Ontology annotation, biological process: tricarboxylic acid cycle; malate metabolic process.